AUGCAAAGCUCAAGGGAGGCACGUUCAGUGUCCAGGUCUAGGUCUAGAUCUAGAUCUAAGCCGAAGACCAAAUGUGAAUUUAGAGGAAAACCACCCCGUGUGAAAGGUCGCGCAGAUCUAGCCAAGAAACCUCAUAUCGUGACGAAAAUAAUUGCUGCUGUCAAAGCUAAUCACGACAGAAAAGGAACAUCUAUUCAGACAAUUCGCAAAUCUAUCGCAGCCACUACAACCACUGGUGUGUCUGCUAAAUGUCUGAAUACCCAGAUCAGAAGGGCUAUUGAUGAAGCUUUGCAGAAGGGAAUUCUCGUUCGCCCGAAGGGUUCACAGAGCACGGGGUGUCGAGGUCGUUUUCUUCUCAGUCAACUUGGACGAAAGCCAACUUCAACGAGACCACGUGCCUCGCCCCAACGACAACGCAAAUCAUCAAAACGUCAAAGUAAAUCACCGAAACGUCGACGCUCGUCACUUAAAGGGCAGGGUUUGUCACGUGGCAGGAGUCGAGGGCGGUCCAGGUCCCCGAGAAGGAAGGCAAAACGGAGACGAUCCCCCAAAAAGAAAUUAAAGAAGUCGAUCAUGCGUCACAGGACUCUAUCUCGUUCUAGUAAAACGACGAAGAGAAGAUUAAGCUCCAGUAGGAGCCCAAAGAAACACAAGAAGAAGAAAAAGAAAUAA
This is a messenger RNA of Gigantopelta aegis, 672 nucleotides long. Its product is annotated as sperm-specific protein PHI-2B-like. Gene Ontology annotation, biological process: nucleosome assembly. Bases 1 to 672 code for a protein of 223 amino acids. NCBI's taxonomy places the organism in Eukaryota, Metazoa, Mollusca, Gastropoda, Neomphalida, Peltospiridae. Gene Ontology annotation, molecular function: structural constituent of chromatin; DNA binding. The transcript has a single exon. Gene Ontology annotation, cellular component: nucleosome. The record is from RefSeq and is a predicted model, not a curated record.